Penicillium riverlandense is the source of this 948-nucleotide messenger RNA. Its product is annotated as Dyp-type peroxidase. The coding region runs from base 1 to 948 and encodes 315 amino acids. Gene Ontology annotation, cellular component: cytosol. Gene Ontology annotation, molecular function: peroxidase activity; heme binding. The transcript has a single exon. NCBI's taxonomy places the organism in Eukaryota, Fungi, Ascomycota, Eurotiomycetes, Eurotiales, Aspergillaceae. The record is from RefSeq and is a predicted model, not a curated record.
AUGGGCAGCUUAACCACCGUCAGCGCCCAGGCUGUCACGGCCCCCCUGACCCGAUCAGCAACCUUCCUCGUCCUAUCCGUCACAAAGCCCUCAGACAUCCCAAUAAUUCGCUCGGCCCUUGCCAGCGUCUCCAGCCUAGCCAAAAAUGUCGCCUUCCGAGACCCCGACGCCAACUUCAACUGCACCGUAGGCAUCGGCAGCUCCAUCUGGGACGAGCUCACCAACCUCCCGCGACCCAAAGAACUACACCCCUUCCGCGAAAUCAAGGGCGCCAAACACACCGCUGUCUCCACCCCCGGCGACCUCCUCUUCCAUAUCCGCUCCGAGCGCCGCGAUAUCUGCUUCGAGUUCGAGCGCCAGCUCAUGGACCGCCUCGGUGGCUCCGUGCAGCUCGUCGACGAAACAGUUGGCUUCCGCUACUUCGACGCCCGCGAUCUCCUAGGCUUUGUCGACGGCACCGCGAACCCCGUGGGCCCGGACGUUCCGCUCUCCGUCCUUAUCGCGAGCGAGGACGACCCAAAUGCUCGGAGCGGCAGCUACGUCGUUGUACAGAAAUACGUACACGACCUGGCCGGCUGGAAAUGCAUACCCGCAGAACAACAAGAGCAGAUCAUCGGACGGACAAAGCCCGAUAACAUUGAACUCGACGACGCCAAGGACGGCAAUCAGGCCUCGCAUAAGACCCUGAACACGAUUAAGGAUGAAAACGGCGACGAGCAUGAUAUUGUCCGCGAUAAUAUGCCCUUUGGAUCGCCGGCGAGUGGGGAGUUCGGGACUUACUUCAUUGGGUAUACCAACCGGCUGUGGGUUAUUGAGAAAAUGCUCGAGCGGAUGUUUGUGGGGCAUCCGCCCGGGUUGCAUGAUCGAUUGUUGGACUUUUCGAGGCCGUUGACUGGGACUGUUUUCUUCGCGCCAUCGCCUACGGUGUUGGAUGGGCUUGAUGGCUGA